UUCCCUUUGGGAGCAGCAGUGACAUGGCCACAUGGUCACAUGGCCCGAGCGUGUGUGUGAGAGUUUUCAUUUGGAAGGUGGUGACAGAAGCAGCAGUGCCCCUCACUUUUAAAGCCUAGAGGGACGAGACACAUGAGCGGACAGUGACUUCAUCCUCACCAUGCUGCGAGUGUGCGUGUGUGUGAUUUGAGAGGCCGCGUGCACGCACAGAAACAAGUCUCUUAUUAAAACUUCCAAAGUCAUUUGCGUUGUUGUUUAGAAACUCAUUGUCUCUCCUCUGCUUCCAUUCACACUAAAGCCCCAUUCGGAUGGUAGUACCAUUACAGAGUGAGGUAAUUUAAGUAAACUGCUCCGAACAGCAUUUUAACCGUCAUAAAGUUCCAGAAUCUUGUCUGCAGUAGACGUGGACAUUCUGCACGACCGGCCAAAAGACAACACCGGUCCCUACCUACCUGUAGCUGACACUACAGCAGCACAUUUGAUGAGAUCUUGCUCUCCCAAUGGCGUCUCUGCCGUCUUAUUGGUGCCCAAAUAGGCCUGUAGGUCUUUUGCACAAAAAUCAAACUUCACACUGAACUGAUGAAAACAAAUUUAUCAACAAAGUUAUUCAUGCAAAAAACUCAGAGAUCCACUUUGAAAUACAAAAUUAUACAAAGAACUAACCCUUAUCGUAAUUGGGUCGCUGUGACAAUUUAUCCAAAUAGAAGCUCUGGAUGGGAUUAAAAUCAUUGUCCAGUGUAUAUAAUGUUAAAAUCACCCCACCUCCUGUAGAGAAACAAAUCCAAAACGCUUGCCUUCCUAAAACUCCGGAGUGUCCUCCGAGGGAGACUCGUCUUAUCUCAUUGGUCGAGUCUUGCCUAGCGUCGACUGAUUAUUGAAUCAUGUUAUUUUUUUUCUCCCGGUUAGCAUCGUCCCUUUAGGCUUCAUUUAGCUAUAGAAUUUAUUUUAAAUAAACAGAAUUAUUGGCCAAGAUUCAUGUGACUAUCGCUGUUGUUGAUUCAGUGAUGUCCAAAGUACUGCGGCAGACGGACAGACAUGGUUUCUUAGAUUGUUGUGCUUAUGAAUGGAACUUUUGGCCCAAUGGUCGCGUGCAACUUAGUCUACAUUGUGAUUAUUAUUUUUUUCAUGCACAUUAAAAAGAUUUGAGCUGAUUCGCUCUGAUCCCAUAGUUAAAAAACAAAGAUGAAGUCUGGAUCCCCUUUGACAUGUACAACAUUCAUUCACAUCAUAUCAACUUGGCUUCAUUCCUCACACUUACCUCGAUCCUUCCUCCGCCUUUAUUUAUUUCUCUUCAUCUCCGUUUGUACGUGAAAUGAAUGGCUCUCAGUGUAACAGAGAGGAUGCUGGGAUAAGUAACUCUCAGGCCUCUGCUAAUAGAACUAUUAAUACGCUGUUUGUGUGUGUAAGUGAGCGAGUGGAGCCUCAUAUUUACAGCAUUACCACGCUAUUUAACUGAGGUGUUGUCACGGCGACAAACAAGCAGCGUGACACACGCACUCAGUUAAUACACAGCGAGGAGGACACAACACACGUCUGUUAAUCCAUACCGAUGAUGCAUAGAAAUGUGAGAACACAGUUCACGUCUCAGUCUGGGGUCCAGCCGUGUUAAAGGGUCACUUUUCAUUUUACCAUUCGAGGUGAAAUGCUUAAAGAAAAUGUUUACUUCUCUUUCUUGCUUCUCCUUUGGUCGACAACAAGAAACCUUUCCAUAGUGUUUGGGAAAAAAAUAACAAUUUGUGGUUGUAGGGGAACAUACAUGCGGAAACUAUUUCUUGAUGACCACCAGCGGGUUGCCGGAUACAGUCGGUGAGGUUUCGGUCUCCGCUCGGGCACGAUGCUACGAAAACCAGAGGCGACAUCUCUAUGACUUAAGGGAGUUGCACACAGCUGACGUUUUGUCAAGAAAUGGUUCCACCACACAACUCCGGCUAAAACCACAAAUUGUCAUUUCUACGGUCAAUUAGCAAGCUUCUGAGGUGUUGGUAAGGUGUAUUAUGUUCUCACUGUUGACAAAGCCCGGCUCGCUGUUUGUGCUAGCUGUUUCCAUUUGCCUCCAGCUGUUAUGCUAAGCUAGGUUGUUCAUGUCCUGACUCCAGCUCCGUAUUAAAUGCACAGAUGUAAGAUUGACGUCAGUCCUCGCGUCUUAUUCUCGGAAAGAAAGCAAUCGGGUGUACCUUUCCCAAGAAUGCUGAACUGUUCUUUUAAAGACACCGUGAGGUCUUAAGUGUGUGACGACGCCUGUCUUGCAUCAUCAGCUGACAUAAGAUGUUACUGUUGACAUUCUCACACCCACUUUUCCCCCUGUAUCACAAUGCUUUUGGAAGACUCCAAUCUCACUGUCCGAUUUUGAAGAUUAAAAAUGCAUGUGUAUGCAUUUCCCAAAUUUAUUUUUGUGGACCAGGCCUCAAACACAAGAGUGAGAGAGAGAGAUCACUUGCUUGAUGAUUGUGCAGCAACUUGGAAAACUUAAGUUCAUGUACAGAUUGUCACAUACUACCAUUUAGUCGGGGUGAAUAUUUAAAUUGUGAGUGUGUGUGCGUGCAUGACUGUUCAACUCUAUUUUCACCCAUGUAUUGACAGCAGCGAGCGGAGGUGGAGAGCUCGACAUGUUUCUCAGAAAAGGCAGGAGACAGGGAGCCAUCACUCUUCUCUUCUCACCACGAGCUUUUUCCCCCCUUCCUUCUCCUCCUCACCCACGUUGCUCCUCUCCUGCGCGGAAGACGUAAGUGCCUUAGACAGAUGUCUGCUGCCUCUUGUCUAAAACCCUCAACGCAAGCUGCUGAGCUCGGCAAACUCUAAUUAAGAUCAAUAUUUCAAUUUUUAGUAAAAGCGCACAAGACGGAGAGAAGACGGAGGGAGAGAAAUCAUCUGUCCACGUACUCGGAGAGACAAAAAGAAAGGUCAACUGUGAUUCUUCGUGUGUGUGUCUGUGUUGGAGAGACUUGAUAUAAACGGGUUUGUUUCUGUGUGUGUGUGUGUGUGUGUGUGUGUGUGUGUGUGUGUGUGUGGUACACAUAUUACAAGUUGUCUUCUCUUUCUAUGAGCCGUCACCUUUUCAGCUUUGCUUCCUUUGAAGUAUAAUUCCAUUUUAUUACAACUUUCAGCGCAUUUAUUUUCAGCACAUUGGCCGUCGUUCCUAUUGAUUAUAACAACAUUGUACUCGGAUGGAUGAUAGAUGGAUAGAUAACCUAACAACACAUCCAAUAUCACAGAAAAACAUGCAAACAUCCCAUCAUUCAAAAGCUGUGUGCACUAAAGUCCCCCUCAGCCUGUCUGACUCCGUUUUUCGGAUGGCGACACACCUUGUGAUUGAUGGCAUGAAGAGUUGAACAAGGUGAACAGUCAACACCGGCCGUCUGUUGGGAGAUGAAGUCACACAGUGUGGAAGGGUUUUAUUGGUGUUGCUGUUUCCCUUCCAUGUGAUCUCUUCAUCUCCAGCAUGUUGUUUAGGAGUUCUGUGAAAUGAUUAUCUGAAGCAUGUUCAACAUUUUAGAAUUGAGACAUUUGACAUGUGUAAAACCUGCACUGACCACUCUUUAAGUUUUAGAGCAGCAGUUCACCUGAAGAGAAUCCUUUUUAUUUUAUGAAUGACCUCUUGCGUGUCUUCUCCCAGCUUCAGCGACCCAACGCCUACGAGUUUCCCAGUGUGUUGUAUCUGUAUUUGCUCGAUUGUUUCGGUGUGUGUGUAAAUUUUUCCUGUGUUCUGUAUUCGAUGGUGGAAACAUGACCAUGUUUGCUUCGUCCAGUCUUUGUAAGGUCUCACGUAUAGUCUUCGGGCCUGUCCCCAGACUUUGUGGAUGUCACCCUGUUCCCAGACCUUUGGUGAGUACAGCGGCGUCACCAAAACAAACGGCGGUCGAACCAGUUGCGUAUUAGAUUCUAAUUUCCCUCUUUUCCAUCCAAAUUCUGUGUUGUCACAUUUUUUCCUUUGAGACCGAAAAACCUUUUCAUCGCCCGGGUGAACAAACGCGCUUUCUAUCCAAGUGAGGCCUCCUACAUGUGGUGGAGCUCCUGAUUUCUAAAGUAAGCCUCCCUGUUAACUUCACUGUCCGUGCACACGCGUGCGUGUCACAUCCCUGCACAAUUAAAGCUGAUUCCUCUACAGCGGCAUUAGUGACUUAACGGCAGCGACAAAAAAAACAACAACCUCCGGGCCUCAGAUAACCCCGAGCCACCUCCUGCAGCCGGUCUCUUUGGUCCUGGAGGCUGGCAACCUUUCGCUCAAAGCUCGCCUCGCCGCCGGCUCAAAGCCCACCGUCGAUCCUCCACCUUGCUGAUGUCCGUUUUGCUUAAAUCGGUAGAACUGCACUUGCAGCGAAGUACCAAUAUGCAAAGGCACAAUGAAAACCCUGACUUCAAAAAUUUAUGUCUCAAGCCCUCGGCCGCAGACGCUCCCCUUCCCCUGACAAUGAAUGGACCACAGCAGAUCUUCUUAAAUGUGCCAUUUCAAAGCAGAAUGCUUAGCUUGGCGUUUAGGGGCCAGGUCCUGCUUAUUUGAUAAAAAAGAAAACCCUCUCCUAAUGACUUAGCGCACCUAAACUUAAAAUACCUUGAUAUGAUUUCCAUCCCUUCAUCUCAUACUCUUCUUUUCAUCUUCGCCAGCAGAUUUGAGGAAGUGGGGGGAGAGCGUAUUUCAUGGCCAUUUCGGACUGGAAGUUAAGCUCAGCAGCUGCGCAAGGUUUUCCUGUUCAUAUCUGACCAAGUUUAAACUUAUGGCCACCUGUUUUAUUUUUUCACCCCCGCAGAUAGGCACUUAAUUCCGCAGAUAUAUCACUCACAAAUCGGUGGGUAGAUGGGACUCCGGGGGGCGGCUGCUGCUGAGGAGGCUAAACGGGUCAGGUGCAGCGGUGUCCGGGUUUAAGUCAUGCUCCCCUGAUACCAUCAACAUCCUGCUCGGAUUUGCACCUCCCACAAAGCCUCCCCCCUUUUCUCUCCAAGAUAAAAGACGUAUGUGUCCAGAAUGGAGACGCACGCGGCGGGGCUUAAUUAUCCGUCGAUCCGCGGAGAUGAGACGGGAUGCAAUUUGUGGUUAAUUGCGAAUGAAAACCCCGCGGACCACCGCCAGGACUAUCCAAUCAUACUUAACCCGCGCGCAGCCACAGCGCGGCCUCCUCGCAGCCUCGCGGAAAUGCGGAUUGAUUUUUGGCAGAGGGGCGCGCGGCCUUAAAUCGACCGGUAUUGAUAGAUCUGGUAGUUUGUGGUGUCAGAGGCAUUCCUUCCUGAGACAUAAAUGAGUAAAGUAGAUACAAUAAGCUGUUUUUAAUAAAGCUAUAAGCCAGGAUGUGUUUUACACUUGAGCUAUAUUUAAUACUUUAUAAGUUCAAGGCCUUCGUUUAAUUUGCUCUUCUAGUUGUAAAUACAGAACAGUUGACUUUCGUAUUUCAGCUGUUAAAAUGAAUAUAAAUUGUAGCCAUUCAUAUUUACUGUUUUUCCCCACGAGAGUCAUAUUCCCUUUUAUGUGUCAUUGGGCCAAUUAACUUGAUCAUGAUUUAAUUUCACCUUAAUCUAAUGUAGAAAUGUAUUUGGCUAAUGCUAAAACAACAACAACCUGGAUUCAUGUAACUCACUGAAUUUGUUUCCUUACAUAAAUUAAAUAUUGCAUGAGACUAUAUUGCCUACGACUAAAUGUUGACCACAGUAACAGGUUCCUACAUGUAUGGAUAUAGUGGAUGAUUAAGCAAUUUACAACAUUUUUUUUUUUAAAGAUCAAAAGGGUUUCAAGAGGUCCAGGAGUCUAAAAUGUAUUCACUUUUUUCAAUUGCUUGAUUGACCAAUACCAUGAAUUGGCGACCUGCAGUUCCUUUGCUUCCUCGUGAAACCCAAACACGUGCUGACAGCCUUGUUACUUAACUGACGCGGUGUUUUGAUACGGUGAAAAACUGUUUCUCUGUUCCGAGUAAACAUUUUUCUCUGAGAAACUACCGGAGCUCUCGUCUUACUCCGUGCUUCCGCCGUGCAGUAGCAUCUGCUCGGUCGCUAGAGGGGGGGAUCUGCUGCACCUGUUCUCCCAUGCGCGCUCCAGCUCACUUCGGCUGCGCUCGGCUCCGCUCGGCCGGCCCGCUGCCAGAGUGCGGGCUUCCCAUCCCGGGUUGGGCUUUCCUGUAGAGAGAAUGCAAAUGCGCCGCAGUGGUCUCCUCCCAUUGGCCCGUCACACCUCUGUGUGGGAGGGUCGCGGGCCACGCUGUCUUUAUAAGAGCAGAUUGCCUCGCAGCGUCUCAGUGACACUGCUGGUUUGCACCGUGGAGCGCCUAUAGAAACUAUUUGAGGGCCGUUAGUGAAGAAAACCAACUGGAAUUUAUCACCUCUUGCAUAAUAUUACACGCAGUCAACACGAAAGGUCAACAGCGCGACCCUGUCAGGAGGGACAGGACCGUGGGGACAGAAGCUGUCAGUAAUUCGCUGCUUGAAUCCAAUAUCUGGACUGACCACAACAACAGGGGACCAGACUCUCCUGCCCCUCAAAGUAGGAGCACUGCCUGCAACUCCUGAUCAAUCUCAGAUGCAUAUUAACUUUGAAAACGUAUGCACGUGUCAUUCCAUUUUUUGGGGGGGGGGAUUCCUGGGACUUUUUUGGCACUGCUUUUACGCACACCCAAGCUGCGCCCCGUGGCUGUCACACACACACACACACACGCUGUCUGAUCUGAUCGUGUGAGAAAACUUUCGAACCGGGCCAUGCUGCAGUGACUUCAGCCCGGAACUUAAGCGAUCAAGUUGUAGACCGCAGGAGAGGAAGAAGGAUGCUCGGAACAUAUUUAUAACACAGCGAGCGGAGGAGACGAAGUCGCUUCUGUUACUUGAUCGAGCACAGCCGAGGACAGUUAAUCACAGGGAGGCAAGUGGGCUGCAGAGGUGAAGCGAGGACAAGACAGGUUGGUGUCUCCAAAUUCACCCGGCUCGAGUUUCGGCCGCCCCGGGGGCACCUGGUAUUUAAGCGUGCAUUUGACCUGGGAUAAGUUGUCAACAAGAGCAGAGGCAAACUGGCAGGUGUACAAGUUUAUUUACAUGCGUACGUAUAUUCACGCCACUAUAUAUAGAAGUUGUCUUAGGGACGAGCAGCCUUAAUAAGUUUCUCCUCCCACCCACCCGGCCCUCUGCAGCAGCUCUGUACACCGGGCGUGUGCGCGUGUCUAUAUAUACACCGCACAGGCUGGUCUUCCUCCUCGCAAUCUGUAUAGGAGAGGGCUGCCCGCCGUCGGUUUGGCUGUGAGGGCAGGAGUCGUCGCAUGGACUGACAUGGCUACCGACCUCGCCAUGAGCGCAGAGCUGCCAAACAGCCCCCUGGCCAUCGAAUACGUCAACGACUUUGACCUUAUGAAGUUCGAGGUGAAGAAGGAGCCGCCGGAGGCCGACCGCUACUGCCACCGCCUCCCGUCGGGCUCCCUGUCCUCCACCCCGAUCAGCACACCCUGCUCCUCCGUGCCUUCCUCGCCGAGCUUCUGCGCCCCGAGCCCCGGCGCGCAGCCCAACCAGAGCCUCACCAGCGGGGUCAACAGCAGCGGCAGCAGCAGCAACAACAGCAGCGGCGGCGGCAACAACAAUCACGGCAACGCGGGCAAGCCCCAGCUGGAGGACCUGUACUGGAUCCCCAGCUACCAGCACCACAUCAACCCGGAGGCGCUCAACCUGACCCCGGAGGACGCGGUGGAGGCCCUCAUCGGCAACGCGCACCACCACCACCACCACCAGGCCUACGAUGGCUUCCGCGGGCAGCAGUACGUUGGGGAGGACCUGUCCACGGCCUCGACGGCCCACCAUCACCAGGGCCACCACCAUCACCACCACCACCACCACGGCCACCACGCCCGCCUGGAGGACCGCUUCUCGGACGACCAGCUGGUCAGCAUGACGGUGCGGGAGCUGAACCGGCAGCUGCGGGGCUUCAGCAAGGAGGAGGUGAUCCGCCUGAAGCAGAAGAGGCGCACCCUAAAGAACCGGGGCUACGCGCAGUCCUGCCGCUUCAAGCGCGUCCAGCAGAGGCACAUGCUGGAGACCGAGAAGUGCACGCUGCAGAGCCAGGUGGAGCAGCUGAAGCAGGACGUGGUGCGCCUCGCCAAAGAGAGGGAUCUUUACAAGGAGAAAUACGAGAAGCUGGCCAGCCGGACCUACUCUGCCGGUGGACCCGCGAACACGAGAGAUCCGUCCGGGAAACAGGCCAACAACGAGUUCUUCAUGUGAGAGACUGGCGAUGUGUAGCAUAUAGACUCUGAAUUACAGCCCCACCUAAACGUCCUCGUUACGUUCAUUUAUAUUUCUCCGCGUCUGUAUUUUGUUUACAGUUAUUCCCUUGAAAGAGACUUAAAACACACAAGUAAACAAACACACAAUAGAUGCGCACAAUAGUAAUCGUUGCGCGCAUUUUGAGUCUUAAAGAUGUUUCGGCUAAACUUCUGUAAGCUCACCACAACCUGUCAGGUGGGCACAUGGGAUCACUUAGUCUGUAGACUUUUCUCUGGUGCAGCAGAACUUAGUCAGAAGUCUUACUGAACCAAUCUGACAUUUAAUGACUGUCUUAAUUCACAGAGAGAGAUGCUUUUGUCUUAAGAGUGGGGGAAAGAGUGUUUUUUGUUUUUGUUUGUUUUUUAAGAAUCAGAUUGGACUGAAAUAGAAGCAGAAAAAGCAAUACGCCGCCUCUCUUUUUUGGGCUCCAGAAAGCUCAACAGACUGUGUGAGAGCGAGGCGGUCUGCGAUGCAGAGACGAGACCUUUCAAUAAUAUUGCAAGUCUAUAGUUUCCCCAUCCCUAUUUGCAACCCUGCAUGCAGGACAUGUAUGGUAACCUCCAGUCAUCUCCCAGGAUCCUUCCACAAUGUAUGGAAAGCAUGGCCCACGGUUCUCUCCUCCUCCCCCUCUGCCACCAAUAAGGCCUGGGUAUGCAAGAACCACAAACUGCCCCCCUCCUCACACACACACACAAACCCCCGAGAGGUGCAAGGACUGCGGACAAACAUGCAAAAAACAAUCUGCUACUUGCGAAAAAAAAAUGGAUGCGUCUUUAACUGCUAUUUUCAAUCAAUUUUUCUAUUGUUUUAAAAAGAAAAGAAAAACGACAAAAAGAGAUUACCUGAGCCAGAUUUUAGACUGUAUUUAUUUCCACCUGUACAUAAUGUGUAGAGAAAAAAAACAGUUAACUAUGUUAUUUUACCUUUUUUUCCCUCUUUUUAAAGAAAACUUGCUUUCAAGUUGCUUGGAUUAUUCGACAUGUCUUAAUACAAAUGUUUGUAUGUUACAGCAUGCAAAUCGUCUUUGGUAUCCUCCUACUGAACAUGUGUAAUGUCAAAGGCGAGCCUAUACUGCACUAAGAAGAGAUCAAACUGGACAAACGUUUUGUUUUCUACUGAUAGGACCUUUGAUCUGUUGCUCUCUAAAAAAAAAAACCUGGAUGUAAAUUUGACGAGGCGAAAGCUUCACUUAUUAGACGGACAAGGACUGCAUUCGCUGCUAAAACUCUAUGCACCAACCCGAUGAUUACAAAUACUUAGUUUGUUUUGUUGUUGUUUUUUUUACUUUGAAUAUUUGUAGAGGAGAAUUUUUUUUUUUUUAGGGCCUGUGGUUUUCUAAUCUGCAGCCCGCUGUCUUAAUAAGGUAUUGUGUCUGAUAGGAGGACGCUUGAUUGCUUGAAAAGAGGAGACUUUGCCUGGCGGUAGAGCUCACUGCUCUCGGAGUAACUCCUUUAUUCUGUCGACAACAAAUCCCUGGUUCGUGUGUUUUCUGCUGCCUAGAUAUAUGUGCAAUAUUGUGCAGAAGUGUCCGAUGCUCAGACUGUAUAGGCUACCUGUUGGAUGGCGGAAACUUGCAGGAAAGGAGAGGCUGGUGUUACAUUUAGAUCGAAAUGCCACAGGGGAAAACAGCAAAUGUAAAAUAAAUGGGAGAUUGAUAUUUUGUAUUGGUGUGAGCCAUAAGAACAAAGAAAUAUCGAAAUGAAUCUUGCAACUCAUUUGAUUAUUUAAAAAAUAAUAAGGCAGUAACAGUGUCCCUUUAGUAACUUUCUCUGUUUUAAUUUAUUUGUGAUUGAUUUUAUUUCAAAUUUUAUUGUCAUAUUUUUUUUUUUUACAAAAGCAAUUCCAGCCUAAAAAUCCUAAUUUGAUUUUGAAGAAGACUGCGAGACAUAAAAAAGGAGAUAAAGAGGAAAGCAAACUUCUGCACAGUGCUGUUAAUGUAUAUCUGUACAUAUAAUUUCUAUAUUUAUUCAAUGAACGUGUCCUAACGUGUCAACAAGUGAAAACCCUACAAAGUGGAACGUUGUUGAGAAUCUUGUUUUCAUAAUGUUUAAUAAAAAGUUCUGUCCCAAAUCUGUCAGACUGCUGCUGCCGUCAUUGUUACAGGAAGGAAAAAAAAAGGUUUUAUUUUGAAACAAACAAACGAAAAGGCUUCCUGCCUCUAAAUUAUUGAAGCUCUGGGUUUA
Molecule: messenger RNA, 10403 nt
Organism: Anarrhichthys ocellatus (wolf-eel)
Lineage: Eukaryota; Metazoa; Chordata; Actinopteri; Perciformes; Anarhichadidae
Gene: mafaa
Product: MAF bZIP transcription factor Aa
Exons: 1
Coding region: 7237-8178 (313 amino acids)
Biological process (GO): regulation of transcription by RNA polymerase II
Cellular component (GO): nucleus
Molecular function (GO): DNA-binding transcription factor activity, RNA polymerase II-specific; RNA polymerase II cis-regulatory region sequence-specific DNA binding
Source: RefSeq, a predicted model, not a curated record